AUGACGAGUGCCAGUCGGGUAUUAACAGUGUGCAUUCUCCUGGCCCUGGUGGCUAUUACCACCAGCAUCAGGUGCUGGAAGUGCGGCCAGUACAGCGACGGAGUAGGCUCCAUUACGCCUUGCAAUAACAGAAGCGCCACUCAACUGGAAGACUGUCCAAGCAACGCAAAAUAUUGCAUUAAAUACGUUAGCGAACUAACAAUUGUACGGGACUGCGUGCCAACUUGCAGCGAAAAAGAAUGGUGGGGUGCCCGUACUUUCUGCUGUGACACGGACGAGUGCAACUCUGCGUACACGCAAUAUCCUGCGACGGGUUUGCUCAUGGUCACACUAGCUGCUCUGCUCGCGCACUGACCGCGCGAGUAAAUUACUCUAAUUUGACUGGGGA
Molecule: messenger RNA, 388 nt
Organism: Achroia grisella
Lineage: Eukaryota; Metazoa; Arthropoda; Insecta; Lepidoptera; Pyralidae
Exons: 3
Coding region: 1-354 (117 amino acids)
Source: RefSeq, a predicted model, not a curated record